Hippoglossus stenolepis (Pacific halibut) is the source of this 2445-nucleotide messenger RNA. RefSeq names its product DnaJ heat shock protein family (Hsp40) member B9a (gene dnajb9a). Gene Ontology annotation, molecular function: protein-folding chaperone binding; misfolded protein binding. NCBI's taxonomy places the organism in Eukaryota, Metazoa, Chordata, Actinopteri, Pleuronectiformes, Pleuronectidae. Gene Ontology annotation, cellular component: endoplasmic reticulum. The transcript has 3 exons. The coding region runs from base 200 to 850 and encodes 216 amino acids. The record is from RefSeq and is a predicted model, not a curated record.
CAACAUACAUUGCUUGCCCUGAUACAAGGAGGAGAUCGAAGAAGAAGACAUGGAAACGAUGCUGCUGCUAACUAGCGCCUCACGAUGAGCAACACAAGUUCACAGCGUCAUGUUUAACUCGGGUUAAACAGCUCAUAGACAGUGCGAGUGCAACACAACCGGCUCUCCUGUCAAACCUGACAUAGGUGACAUCAGAGCCAUGGCAGCUUCACAGUCUGCUGUAACAGUUGCAGUGUGCAUCCUCAUGAUAACAGAGAUCAUACUUGCCAAGAAGGACUACUAUGAUAUACUGGGAGUGCCCAAAGACGCCACUGAGAGACAGAUAAAAAAGGCGUUCCACAGGCUUGCAAUGAAAUAUCACCCCGAUAAGAACAAGCGCCCGGAUGCGGAAGUGACAUUUAGGGAAAUUGCUGAAGCUUAUGAAACUUUAUCAGAUGAGACCAGAAGAAGAGAAUAUAACCUGUUUGGCGACACCUCUGCCUACUUCACCGGGGACACUCGACGCAGACACAGAGAUGGAGCCCACCAGCCUUUCAGCUUUGAUGACAUAUUCAAAGACUCUGACAUAUACAGCCAGAACAGACACGCCCGUCACCGAAGACACUUCGAUGAACACUCCAGGUCCCACAAGGAGUCCCACAGCAGACACAAGAGACACACUCAAGGAGGCUUUGGAGCAGGAGGUAUCUUUGAUGACAUGUUUGAAGACAUAGAGAGAAUGUUUACUUUUGACAGACACAACAAGCAGUCUGAAAACGGGUUUCAUGGUGCAUCAAAACAACACUGCAGAACCGUGACGCAACGCAGAGGAAACAUGGUGACCACGUACACAGACUGCACUGCACCUUGAGAUACAAAGUAAAGUGAUACAUGACUUAAAAUUGCCUUAAGGGAAUGCAAUACUGUUGCAUUGAUUAGGUCACUGAAAGCCACUUGGUUCAGGUAUUGUGAAAUCUGAACUGUGACGUUUGAACUGACAUUCAGGCACAGAAUGACAAGCUACACAGUUUAACAAGCUUUGGUCCAAAUUUAAAUAAGCUUCAUUUUACGUCAGGCUAUUUCCUGUGUGCCCUUGAACUUUGAAAUGAUUGUAGUACUUUUUCAGUUCUUGUUGAAGUAACCUGUACUUCAAGCACCUUCUUUUGAUAGUUGAACUUCAAAACAUUGUUCAUUUCACUGUUUUAAUACAAAAACAGUCCAGGUGCACAAACAUGUGUGUUGUUCUCGCGUAGUUCACCCACCACUCAGUUUUUGUAGAGUUUUUGGUUUCUUUUGUGUAGGUUCUGCUAUUGUAAGUCUCAAAUCACAGCUGAGGGCAGAGACAAUAGCUUCUAGCAGAGUUUUGCUUAUGGUUGUGAAAUGGGGAGCAAUGUCAACAACAACCUGGGACCCUGCACAUGUUGCUGUGUUCAGUCUGUGUUUUAGGAUUUGUUCUACAUCUUGUUGGAACACAUUACUCGAGAGGGCCAGUCUAACUUUUGAACACCAUGUAUUAUUAUAUAAUUAUAAAGAAUUAUAAAUAUCCCUAAAUCGUAAGAUAUAAUUAGAGAAGAGAUGUACGUGUAUACAGAAAUGUCGGAGAAUUUAGUGGAUAUGGCCCAGACAGACCUGCAAUUCUAUUCAAAGUGUGAAGCUUCAAAUGUUGUAUUUUGGAGAAACAUUUUUAGCGAGUUUUUAAAUCAACUUGAAUGUAAUGUUUGAGACCAAUGUUGGAUUAUACUAGCGAAGCGUUGUCUAUAAUUUUUGAUGUAACACAAGCUGAAAGUAAAGAACCACAAACGCUACAAACUCAAAAAUAAUCAGAGAAAAUCAACACUAAUCUGAGAAAACGAGCAAAUUUCAUUCAAAUACUGCAUGGUUAUUAGUUCUUGUUGACCCGCAGUUAACCUGCUCUUUACUUUUUAAAUUUGAGAUAUUUUUAUGGAUUUACAUUUUCAUUUCAUGAAACUGAACCACGACUCCUAAAAUGUAGGUAUUGAGACACUUAAACUGUAAACCAGAGUAUGAACCUGGGGUUUUGUGACUCAUAUUUCUAUGAAUCAGCAGAUUUUGUAUUUUCAAAAAAAGUUUAAGACUGUGCAGUGUUGAAUACAGCUGUCCAUUUUAAUUGCAAUUUGUAUUUUGCAGUGUAAAAUAUGUAUGUUUAGAUUAAGAUCAAGUGUUAAGAACGCUGCAGUGCAAAGCUGAAGAAAUAGUAUGUAACAGUAUAUGUGCUAUAUGAAUUGAUGCUCUGCACAUGAUGAAACACUCAAUACAUUCACAUUUCCCAACACUUGUGUUACCUCAUUCACGGAACAUGCUCCUUUGACAUUGUGCUGUGCAAUAUUUAUUUCUUAUAUUCAUAUCGUUGUUGUAAAAUGACCAAUAGCACUUUACAUUUCCAGUUUUGUGUUUGUUUUUCAAAGAAUGUGUUUCUAGAAAUAAAAUGUAGAGAACAAAUUGAGA